Molecule: messenger RNA, 771 nt
Organism: Caenorhabditis elegans
Lineage: Eukaryota; Metazoa; Nematoda; Chromadorea; Rhabditida; Rhabditidae
Source: the annotation of a RefSeq genome assembly
AUGGGGGCUUCCACAGCAACGGUUGCCAUUAUACAAUCGGAACCUUCAACCUCUUCAAGUUCAAGUCCUUCUAGCUCCCGUCCUGAGGAUGGAGCAACAGUUGGCAACACAUUCACUCAAAGUUCAGCUGUAUCAGAAUCCCAAAGCACCUCUGAACGCACAUCUAGAUCAGUGUCUCCUGAUUCUACACCAGUCAGAGUAACUACAGUGUCCUCACUACCGUAGCCACGUCCCAAACUAUUCUAUCCACAAUUGCGUCGACUACCGUAUCACCAACGGCAUCAAUAGCUACAGUAACCUCAGGAGCUCCAACUUCAACGUUCUCGUCAGGUCUCACGUCUUCUGCAUCAAGUGGGUCACAAGUAACUACGAACUAUCCUACUGUGACCCCGUCAACUCCUGCAGUUGCCACGUCAUCACCUCCUACUACUACCGGACCAACUCUAGGAGAAUCAACUAUCACAUUGUCGACACUUCUUUCAACAGUGCCAACAUCUCAAGACAUAUCGGGUGUGAGCACGGCUCCUACUACAAAAGCCACAUUGCCGCCCAUAACCUAUCCGCCUGCUCCAACUACUACCACCAUCAAUUUGGCUCCUAUCACCUACCCACCUAUUCUCACUACUACGAUUAGCCUGGAGCCAAUUUUCGAACAAGUACCAGUCAACUUGCCACCGAUUUUCAGCCAAAAUCCUGCUGUACCUAGCAACGAGGAAAAGAAUCCACUUUCUCCAAUUUUCAAUGACGUUCCAUCAGCUUAUCAACCAUUAA